AUGGCUCAGUAUUCGAGCGAAGUAAUCAGUGCAGAGAACAUCGCUCUCUUCUCCCUUUUGCACGGCGUUCCUGUACGACCAUCGACCAAUAAAGCCAGCAGAAACAGCUGGAACCUGCCUGCCCAACAGACCAAUCGUCAAAAUUAUAGCCUAUCAUUCGAUACAGAGCGCAGACUGGCGGAUACCCUAGCCUUCCUGUCAAGUAUCAAAGAUGACCCAGAUCACAUCCCCGCUAUCUGCGUGGGGGAAGACCCAGACGAAAAAAAUAGCUUGAACGUGUACAUCGCGAUAAACAAAUGUCGCUGGGGUGAUGGAGAUGAUCUCCUUCAGACCGUGAAGGAUGGAUUUGAACAGUUGUUCCGUAUACUUGAAAAGUGCUCUUUUCCUCCUCAUCAUAAAAAAGAAGACGAUGAAUAUGGUGAUAGACGCAAAGUCAAGGAACAGGUUUUCUCGGCCGUCGUGUCAAUGUGCUCGUCGCGCAUUCUGGCUAGGUUAUCUUUAGGCCCACGGGCCAAAUUGAAAGCUAAAAAGGACUUUAAGAAAGGCAUUGUGGAAGUUAUAGAUUUCGUGAACCGACAACGAAAUGAUAGAAACCAAAGCACGCUAUCUUUGUUUACGACAAAGGCUAGAGAAUUAGUCAAGUUGGUGGAUCUGUGGACCAAAUAUCAGACUCAAACUCCCUUGGAGGAUCUUGUUGAAGGUGUCUAUCAGUUGCAAAAGACAGAAACAGUGCAGCGUAUUCUAGACGGAAUGUCGAAUAGAGACAUGGACCCUUUACGGCGAGCCAGCCUCCUCAACGUCGUCAAAAAGGUCGCAAGGUAUCGCCAAGCUGCAAGAUUUCUAUAUCGGCUGGUAGCCAAGGAACAACAUUUGAGUAAACUUAAAGCAAUCGCUGUCAAUCUUCCCAAGGAGUAUUUUGAAAAGUCAGUUCCAAGUAGUGUCGAUUAUUAUCCACGGCUUUCCUCGGUCCUCUUUAGGAUCCAUCCAAAGUAUGCAAAGGAAAAAAGCCUGGGCCAGAUUCGUCGUUUAUUAUUGACCAAAAAAGAAAAGUCUGUCGACGAAGAUUUUUCAGAAAGAGUCCUCAAAACGCUGAACGAAGCCAAAAUUCACGCUGAAGUCCAGCUUAUUGCUCAUUGCGAGUCUCAGCUGCCUGGUGGUUCUAUGGGUUUGCCUCCUCGGGUCAUAUGCUCUAGCAAGGAUGCAUGCUAUCUUUGCAAUUUAGCCAUUUAUCUAUAUAGAGGAAAGAUGCAUACACCUCGAUCCCAUGGGAGACUAUAUCCUGGCUGGCGAUUACCAUUACAGCAACAUCAACAGUUGGGGGUCAGUUUUAACCAGGCUAUUGAAACAAAAAUCAAAGAGAGCUUGAUGUUCCUAUUUCAGAAGCAGCAAAGAAUAAACUAUCCAUUCCCCAUGGAAAGCACACUUGGAACCCUACCAUCAUCCAAUACCACGUUGUAUGGUUCUUCUAUAAGGGACGAAUCGGUCAUUUCAAGGAUUGGCCUAGGACAUGAAGUACCUGUACGUACUUUACUGUCAGUGGGAAACCAAGAGCCCACCGGCUUUAAACCUGGUGAAAAAUCCAAGUCGCGCGACUUGAUUUCAGACAUUCGGUCUCAAGACUCUCAUUUAUCCAAUGAAGAUGAAAUGCUUCCUAGAGGCAUAGCUUUAAAAAAGACGAUCAAACCACAGAAUGCACCGUUUGUUUACUCGAAUGGGCUGUUGGAGGUGCAAAUGGACCUCGAACCGCCAGACCCAAGUAAAUUGGCGACAAACCAGACAAGUCUGGCCUACAGCAUUGAAUGGCUUGAUAAGGCAGCCGAAAUACAAGAAAAAUGCCAUUCGGGAUGCGUUAUAGAUGUAGGGACUCUCCAAGGGGAAGUAUUUCACGAAAUAUGUGGCAAAAAUAGCCUUUACAUGAGGUUUGAAAAUUCGGUAUUUAGAUUAAGAUUCCACUAA
Molecule: messenger RNA, 1956 nt
Organism: Talaromyces rugulosus
Lineage: Eukaryota; Fungi; Ascomycota; Eurotiomycetes; Eurotiales; Trichocomaceae
Exons: 1
Coding region: 1-1956 (651 amino acids)
Source: RefSeq, a predicted model, not a curated record